GGCAUCCCUAGCAAGCCGCCGGGGCCGGGGCCGCCGCCGCAUUUAUCGCCACAAGCUCAUAGCUACCUCGCGGUCUUUCUGACUGGUCGUAGAUCGCGCCAUGGCGUUCAGCUUCGGCGCGCCAACGGCGACCGCUGCUCCGACCUUUGGCGCGCCCGCUCCAGCGGCGGGUGGUUUCUCCUUUGGCGCCGCGACGGCGGCGCCCGCUGGAGGAGGAUUUUUCGGGGGCGCCGCCGCUGGGCAGAAGCCCGCGACGGGUUUGUUCGGCGCUCCGGCCGCGGCGCCGGCCGCCGGGCUAUUUGGCGCACCCGCCGCGGCGCCCGCUGGCGGCCUCUUCGGAGCGCCCGCCGCGGC
This is a messenger RNA of Pelagomonas calceolata, 354 nucleotides long. The record is from the annotation of a GenBank genome assembly. NCBI's taxonomy places the organism in Eukaryota, Pelagophyceae, Pelagomonadales, Pelagomonadaceae.